CCCAUUAGUUUUGCAGCCUCCGAGACAUGGUUUCGCCCGUGUCCGCGUCUGUUCUCCCUUGCGCCCUGCUUCUCCUUCUCCGCUCCGGUUUGGGGGUCUCUACCCCGCCCAAUGAGGAGGGGGAGGAUGUUGAGAGGACGGGGAGCCCUGCCGGACUGCGGGAGGAGUUUCCAACCGUGGUGUUCGCUAUUCUGGCUCGCAACUCCCAGCACUCUCUGCCCUAUUACCUGGGGGCCCUGGAGCGCAUGGAUUACCCCAAAGAGCGCAUCUCCAUCUGGUGCGCCACUGACCACAAUGUGGACAACACAACAGAAAUACUGCAUGAGUGGCUCACUGCAGUGGAAAGCCACUACCGGCACAUUGAGUGGAGACCCAUAGAUGAGCCCAGCUCUUAUCCUGACGAACAUGGGCCCAAACACUGGAGUGACACGCGCUUUGAGCACGUAAUGAGGCUCAAACAGGACGCUCUGAGCUUUGCCCGAUCUGAGCGGGCCGAUUACAUUUUGUUCACAGACACCGACAGCAUCUUGACAGAUAACCAGACUCUGAAGUUCCUCAUUGCACAAAACAAAUCUGUUGUUGCUCCCAUGCUGGACUCUCAGACCUAUUACUCCAACUUCUGGUGUGGGAUUACUCCUCAGGGUUACUACCGUAGGACAGCAGACUACUUUCCCACCAAGAACCGGCAGCGGGUCGGGUGCUUUGCAGUCUCCAUGGUCUACGCCGCCUUCUUGAUCGAUCUGCGGAAGGACGACACUGCUGACCUGGCUUUUCACCCGCCCCACCCCAGCUACACCUGGCCAUUUGAUGAUAUCAUUGUCUUUGCGUACUCCUGCCAAACUGCAGGAGCCCAGAUGUACUUGUGCAACCAGCAGCGGUUUGGAUAUAUCAAUGUCCCUGUGAAAUCUCACCAGACGCUGGAGGAUGAAAGCAUCAACUUCGUGCACCUGAUCUUGGAGGCAAUGGUGGAUGGUACCCCAAUGUUCCCCUCCAGCCAUGUCUACCUCCCACCGAAGCAUCCAACCAAAAUUGGGUUUGACGAGGUUUUCCUCAUCAACUUGGCAAGGCGCCCAGACCGCCGGCAGCGCAUGCUUAGUUCCCUCUUUGAGUUGGAGAUAGAGCCCUUGGUGAUUGACGCUGUCGAUGGAAGUGCCCUAAACAGCAGUGACAUCAAGAAACUGGGUGUGGACCUACUUCCAGGUUAUUUUGACCCGUUUUCAGGCAGGACACUCACCAAAGGGGAGGUGGGCUGCUUCCUGAGCCACCAUCAUGUGUGGAAUGAGAUUGUCAAACGGGGUCUGGAGAAGUCUGUGGUGCUGGAAGAUGACGUGCGGUUUGAGGCAUAUUUCAAGAAGCGAAUUUUGCGACUGGUGGAUGAACUGGAGCAAGCACAGCUGGAUUGGGACCUGAUUUACCUGGGCCGGAAGCAAGUGAACUCUGAGGAUGAGGAGCCGGUGGAGGACGUACGAAAUCUUGUGGUGCCCGGAUAUUCCUACUGGACUUUAGCUUACAUCAUCUCACGGCAAGGGGCUCAGAAACUGAUUGAUGCGCAGCCACUCUCCAAAAUCCUUCCUGUGGAUGAAUUCCUGCCCAUCAUGUAUGACAAGCACCCCAAUGUGAAUUACAAAAAGCAUUUCAGCAACCGGGACCUGCAAGCUUUCUCUGUGCGCCCCCUCCUCGCCUACCCAACCCACUACACCGGCGAUGCCAAGUGGAUGAGCGACACAGAGACCUCCACCAUCUGGGACGAUGACUCACGGAAGACAGGCUGGAGCGGCUCGCAGAAGACACUGAAAGACACCCAUGGCAGUGUAGGCACUUCAGGCCAUUCCUUCCGCCCGGCCUCUCGGGAUGAGCUAUAACAUCUGGCUGGUUUACCUGCUGCAGCCCAUGAGCGAGGAGACGAUGACAGAUAAAGGACUGGUUCCCCCACUCACCACCUUGUCUUAGGACACUGUUCGCUUGAGCUGUGUUGAACAGGGAAACAAAUGCACUGUGUGCAAAACUUUCAUCAAAGGCCAGUUUGUGCUCUGCCAAUGGCUCUGGAAUUUCCCUUUUUGGAUGAUGGUGGAGUUUUGGGGUGCUGCAAUAUUUGUGCUCUCCUAGCAGCAAAAGCUUCCUUCACUUAUACGACGGUUUGGAGCAGAUAUUGGCGCCAGCUGGGCGCCUUUGGCUGUUUUCCUUUUUCCACAUCACACACACACACAC
This is a messenger RNA of Lacerta agilis (Sand lizard), 2208 nucleotides long. RefSeq names its product cerebral endothelial cell adhesion molecule (gene CERCAM). The record is from RefSeq and is a predicted model, not a curated record. NCBI's taxonomy places the organism in Eukaryota, Metazoa, Chordata, Lepidosauria, Squamata, Lacertidae. The transcript is spliced from 13 exons. Bases 27 to 1862 code for a protein of 611 amino acids.